Molecule: messenger RNA, 2694 nt
Organism: Saccharomyces mikatae IFO 1815
Lineage: Eukaryota; Fungi; Ascomycota; Saccharomycetes; Saccharomycetales; Saccharomycetaceae
Gene: ATG1
Product: serine/threonine protein kinase ATG1
Exons: 1
Coding region: 1-2694 (897 amino acids)
Biological process (GO): protein autophosphorylation; peptidyl-serine phosphorylation; autophagosome organization
Cellular component (GO): cytoplasm; autophagosome
Molecular function (GO): protein serine/threonine kinase activity; ATP binding
Source: RefSeq, a predicted model, not a curated record
AUGGGAGACAUCAGUAAUAAAUAUAACACAACGUCUGUAAAUCAUAACCUGAUGAUAAGUGCAGGCAACUACACUGCAGAGAAAGAAAUUGGAAAGGGUUCUUUCGCCACUGUAUAUAGAGGUCAUCUGAUCUCUGAUAAAUCUCAGCAUAUAGCCAUCAAAGAAGUAUCUAGGGCGAAAUUAAAGAAUAAGAAAUUAUUAGAGAAUCUGGAGAUAGAAAUCGCUAUUUUAAAGAAAAUCAAACAUCCUCAUAUCGUCGGACUUAUUGAUUGUGAACGAACGUCAACAGAUUUUUAUUUGAUCAUGGAAUAUUGUGCCCUUGGAGACCUAACAUUUUUACUGAAAAGGCGUAAAGAAUUGAUGGAAAAUCAUCCUCUGCUAAGAACAGUAUUUGAAAAGUAUCCCCCGCCCAGUGAGAGUCAUAACGGCCUACAUAGGGCGUUUGUCUUGAGUUAUUUACAGCAAUUGGCUUCUGCUCUGAAAUUCCUGAGAUCCAAAAACUUGGUUCAUAGGGAUAUCAAACCUCAAAAUCUACUAUUAUCUACGCCAUUAAUCGGAUAUCACGAUUCGAAAACUUUCCAUGAGCUCGGCUUUGUUGGAAUUUACAACUUGCCCAUUUUGAAGAUAGCAGAUUUCGGGUUUGCAAGAUUUUUACCAAACACGUCGUUAGCAGAAACUCUUUGUGGUUCACCCUUAUAUAUGGCGCCUGAAAUUUUGAAUUAUCAGAAAUAUAAUGCUAAAGCGGACUUGUGGUCUGUCGGUACAGUGGUAUUUGAAAUGUGCUGUGGAACCCCGCCAUUUAGAGCUUCUAAUCAUUUAGAAUUGUUCAAAAAAAUAAAAAGAGCAAACGACGCCAUAACAUUUCCUUCGUACUGCAAUAUUGAACCAGAAUUGAAGAAACUGAUAUGUAGUUUACUAACUUUUGACCCGGCCAAAAGAAUAGGAUUUGAAGAGUUUUUCAACAACAAAGUAGUCAAUGAAGAUUUGUCACCUUAUGAAUUGGGAGAUGAUCUACCUGACCUGGAAUCCAAAUCCAAAGGCAUUGCUGAAAGCAACAUGUUUGUCUCCGAGUAUUUGUCUAAACAGCCAACGAGGCCUAACACUAAUUUUGCGGAACAUCAAUCAAUAACAGGUAAUUCUGGGGAAUUCGACGAGGCCCUCAACAAUAGCGAUAUCUUAGCUACCCCAGCCGAAACAGAUCGUACGCAAACGUUAGAUAAAAAGGACUCGAAUAACAAAUACCACAAUAAUUUGGUUUCAGAUCGAAGCUUCGAAAGAGAAUACGUUGUAGUAGAGAAGAAAUCAGUCGAAGUUAAUUCACUGGCAGAUGAGGUUGCACAAGCAGGGUUCAAUCCAACUCCCAUUAAGCACCUAACUCCUACUCAGAAUCAGAAUAUCUUAUCCAAUCAACAAUCUUCUCCUAAUAACCAGCAAUACUUUCAAAACCAAGGGGAAAAUCAGAAAUUACUGAGAGCCGCAUCAUCUUCUAGUGGUGGGAGUGAUGGAUCCAGACGACCAUCCUUGGUAGACAGACGCCUGUCUAUAUCCUCGUUGAAUCCAUCUAAUGCACUAUCAAGAGCUCUCGGUAUCGCCUCAACGAGAUUGUUUGGUGGUACCAACCAAUAUCAGCAACAGCAACAAAACACGUCUUCUCCACCAUACAGUCAAACUUUGUUGAAUUCGCAACUUUUCCAUGAGCUUACUGAGAAUAUAAUAUUGAGAAUAGAUCAUUUACAACAUCCAGAAAUUCUAAAGUUUGACAACAAUAAUAUUGUCAACAUUUUGGAAUCUCUGGCUGCAAAGGCGUUCGUUGUUUACUCUUAUGCUGAGGUAAAAUUUUCUCAAAUCGUCCCUUUAUCGACAACAAUGAAAGGCAUGGCUAAUUUUGAGAACAGGCGCAGCAUGGAUAGUAAUGCGAUUGCAGAAGAGCAAGAUUCUGAUGAUGCAGUAGAAGAGGAUGAAACUUUGAAAAAAUAUAAGGAAGAUUGUUUAUCUACGAGAACUUUUGGAAAAGGAAGGACGCUAUCUGCCACAUCUCAAUUGAGUGCAACCUUUAACAAACUACCACGUUCAGAAAUGAUUCUGUUAUGUAAUGAAGCGGUCGUCUUAUAUAUGAAGGCGUUAUCCACUUUAUCAAAGUCAAUGCAGAUAACGUCUAAUUGGUGGUAUGAAUCUCAGGAAAAAUCAUGUUCCUUAAGAGUUAAUGUAUUGGUACAGUGGCUGAGGGAAAAGUUUAAUGAAUGCUUAGAAAAAGCCGAUUUUCUAAGGUUGAAAAUCAAUGAUUUGAGAUUCAAGAAUGCUUCUGAAGUAGAUGAAAAUCAAACUUUGGAAGAAGAAAAAGGUAUUGUAGAAGAACCAGUAUAUUUAGAAAAGCUAUUAUAUGAUCGUGCUUUAGAAAUCUCUAAGAUGGCUGCACAUAUGGAAUUAAAGGGAGAAAAUCUGUAUAACUGUGAAUUAGCAUAUGCAACUUCACUUUGGAUGUUAGAGACCUCCUUGGAUGAUGACGAUUUCACGAAUACCUAUGGUGACUACCCUUUUAAAUCCAACAUCCGGUCAGAAAGUACCGACGGUGAAAAUAAAGAAAAAUAUCAUAAUGUAUUGGAUGAAAAUGACAAAACGAUAAUAAGAAGGUACAUUGAUAGUAUUGCGAACAGAUUGAAAAUAUUGAGGCAAAAGAUGAACCAUCAAAAUUAA